Messenger RNA from Pediculus humanus corporis (human body louse), 999 nucleotides. RefSeq lists its product as uncharacterized. Gene Ontology annotation, cellular component: U12-type spliceosomal complex. The record is from RefSeq and is a predicted model, not a curated record. NCBI's taxonomy places the organism in Eukaryota, Metazoa, Arthropoda, Insecta, Psocodea, Pediculidae. Gene Ontology annotation, biological process: mRNA splicing, via spliceosome. Gene Ontology annotation, molecular function: protein binding; U12 snRNA binding; pre-mRNA intronic binding. Bases 1 to 999 code for a protein of 332 amino acids. The transcript has 5 exons.
AUGCAUAAUUUAGACACUUUAUUAAUUAAGCAUUUACCAAAUGAUUUUAACGACGAAGAAAAGGAAAAGUUUUUAAAAUAUUUUGGAGCAAAAGAAGUAAAAUGUAUUUCUUCAAAAAGGAAGAAAUAUAAUAUUGCUUUUGCCAGGUUUGAAAGUAUUGAUGCAGCUAAAAGUGUGAUUCAUAGAUUGCAUCAAAUAAAUAUUUUUGGAAAUUUUUUAUCAGUAGAAUAUGCUAAAGAUAAUAAAAUCAAUUUUGCAAAUAAUGAAUCGAAAAUUGAAGCUGAUAAUAAUGAAAACAAAGAAAAUGAAAAAUAUUAUCAACAGUUUAUUGAUAAAUUGACGUCUUGGCAUUCAAAUGUCAACUUCAAACAGCCAGUCCCUUGUCAUUUAAAGUAUCAAUAUCCUGCUCCAGACAAACAAGCUUUAACCAAUAUUUUGAAAAUGUUAAUAACAGUGCCCAAAUUUUACACACAAGUCUUACAUUUAAUGAACAAAAUGAAUUUACCAUGUCCUUUUGGUGAUGACAUUUUACCCAAUGUUAAACUAGAUGUCGAUCCUUUUUAUAAUGAAAAUAAAGAAAAAGAAGUAAAAACAACAUCAGAAUCAGAAAUAUCUUCAGAUGAGGAAGUAAAAGACAAAAAAGAACUUAUACCAAAAUCGUUUAAAGUGAAAAAAAAGAGUAAAAUUAACAUUUCAAAGCCGCUAAAAAUACCACCACCUGUUGUUCAAAAAACCAAAAAGACAUUGUUUGAGGAAGUUUUCGAAAAGCCUUAUCCGGAGAAAGAGACUAAAAAGUUAAAAUUAAGCAAUAUUACAUUGAUUUCGGACCAAAUCAAUCAACCUGGAAAAACAUCUUCUUCCGAAUCUGAAACAACUGUUGGAUUCGCUAAGACUGUUACAGAUAGCGAUUUAAGAUAUAUUUACAAUAAAUAUUUAACUCCUGAUACGCUUAAUGAGCUGAACAUGUAUGUAAAACAUUUUAGUCUUUUAAGUUUUUAA